AGAAAAACAACGUAUCCGUCUCUAUUCUACGUACGCUGGUCGUAUCGUACCCUUGUCAUGCUUCUCACGUCCCUCACUUCGCUUCUUUGCGGAACUGUUUUGCCAUUGCAGGCAAUGGCACUCACGAUCCGCUAUCCUGGCUCAUUUUACGACGCAGACGCUGCGGCCCGGAGCCGCAGAGCAGAAAUAACGCCAGGUAUCGUUGAGAGAGACACGCGCCCCGAUCACGCCAAUGUUUCCUACACCGUCACCUACAGUGACAAGGUGGUGCCGGUGGGCGUGUGCAACCCACGCAACUUUCUCCAGUACGUCAUCGAUUACGGCUGCGCAAGGGAUUCGAAUGACGUAAGUUGCAAGACAAAAGCAGAAUGGCCCUGCGACUACGUCGACGACACGAAAGUCGGUCGCAACGGCUGGAAUCCGACGGAUGUGGGCCAGGCUCAAGUCCGCAAUUGCACCAUGGGCAUUCUUGCCAACUUCAACACGUCCAUGGCUCCGCCGGGUGGUCAAGCAUCCCAUACGCAUGCCAACUUUAUGAAAGACCUAAUCGUGAAGGCCAUCGAAUCCCCCAUGCAGGUCGAUGGCGGCAAAACAAGCAUCGUUCCCAUGCCCCACGGCAAUGGUGAGCAUGGGGGAAAGAAGGGAAAUGGCAGAAACGUGACGGCGUACCAGGUUCCAAAUGCCAUCACGGUCCAGGGUUUCGCCACCACUAACGGUACUCUCGAACGCACAGCGCUUGACACAAUCACCAUGAUGGUCGAAUGUCCUCAGGUCAUCAAGGAAGAGAAGAGUACAUGCGAUAUCGUCGGCCCCCUUUCCAGUCUUGCCAGCACCAUAGGGGCCAACAAAAUCGCGACGGGCACAUUCUCCACUUUUAUUGGAGUGCCUGCUGUCGGAGGCGCUGGCUGCCAAUGAUAGAGCGCGAAAACCUGUACGAGAACGCUGAAGUAGUACAACAGCUUGGUGGAUAGGUCCCGAAAUGAUGACAUCAUGCC
This is a messenger RNA of Acaromyces ingoldii, 995 nucleotides long. RefSeq lists its product as hypothetical. Bases 58 to 915 code for a protein of 285 amino acids. The record is from RefSeq and is a predicted model, not a curated record. The transcript has 2 exons. NCBI's taxonomy places the organism in Eukaryota, Fungi, Basidiomycota, Exobasidiomycetes, Exobasidiales, Cryptobasidiaceae.